AACACUUGGUAAUUUUGGAAUGUAGUCUUACAGAGGAAACCUGCUUUAUUUUUUUCAUUAGUAGCGAGGGAUCUUUUAUAUGCACUAUCCUACAGACAGGAUAGCACAUACCAUGGUAGACAGUUACAUGCCAGAAAAGUCCAGUGUAGUGUCUAAAAGUGUUGGAAGACAAUAUACAAAUAAAUUUUAUCAUAUAGACAAAUAUGAUCAUUCUGUUCAGUACUGCAUCCUCUAUGCAAGUUUUUGAAAUUGCUACACAAUUCUAAAAUGUUAAAUAGUAGCUGGUAAUGAAAAUUGUGAAUUUAAUAACACCGUCACUAUUUAAAAUUCUGAAAACCAAAUGUUACUUUAUGGAAAAUGAACGUGAUACUUAUUAUUGCACAGCAAUAAUUAAAAUUUUAUCAGCUAUUUAAUUUGAGGAGCUAACAAACACUUGAAGAAGAUUUUCAGUUUUGCAGACAUCACAUUGAAUAUAACAAACUUAUAGUUAGCAUGAGAGAGAUGAAGCUGAUAGCAGAGGGUCCAUAUAAUAUUUUUAUUUAUUUAUCAGGGAAAAAACAAAAGGACGGCAAAGACAAAAAGAAGGAAAAGAGUAAAGAUAAAGAGGAGGAGGCAGAUUCGGAAGAAGAAACAGAAAUGAAAACAAAGAAAACAAAGAAGAAAGACAAGAAGACGAAGGAAAAGAAGAAACAUAAAGUAAAGGAAGAAGAGAAGGAUUCAGAGAAUGAGGAUGACAAAGAUAAAGGGAGAGAAUCAGAGAAGGAAGAUGUCAAGGAGGAAAAUACCAAAGAAGAAAACAAAGAGAAGGAAACUCCACCUCCACCGCCAGCAAAGAAAAAGUCCCGGUUUUGUACCAUCUUAUGAUGUUCCUCAACAUGGAUAAUUUACAUCAUGGUUCAUUGACGUGGGACUAUUGCGACGAUGCUACAAUGACAUCAUGGUGCAGUGAUGUGGUACACUGAUAUCGGUACAUUGAGAAGAUGAUUUGUGAUCUGUGUGGUCCGUCUAAACACUCUCAAAGGCAGCAGACUCUUUGAUCACAAUGUUUUGAUCAGUGAAUUACUAGGUAGUCCGUAUAAUACAAGAUGGGUUAGUUUGUAUACAGCCUGGUAUUCCCUAAACCAGUGAUAAGUAUCUUCCUUAUUUAUAUACGUGCUAGUGCAACUAUGUAUGUUAGUGGUAUGUUAAAACAGAACAACAUCAAGUGAACGUGAUGGUGUGUGAUCACAUUGGAAUCUGUCAGUAUGAACACAUGGAUUGUAUGAACUUAGAUAUGUUUCAUUCUUCACCUUCACAUUAGCAACUGUAUCUUGUCAGAAUGAAAACAUUGAUUGUAUGAACUAAGAUAUGUUCAUUUUUAAUGUUCAUAUUACAAUAUAUGUAUUUUAAGGGUGCACACAUGGAUUGUAUGAACUGAUAUGUGUUCAUUUUUAAUGUUCACGUUAGAAUAUAUGUGUUGUGUGCACACAUUGGUUGUAUGAAUUAAGAUAUGUUCAUUUUUAUAUGCCCGUCUAAGGGUUGUAUUAUGGUAUGGUGUUGUCCGUCCAUCUAUCCGUACAUACGUACAUCAAUCUGUUUACUUUUUCUUGUCCGGAUCAUAUCUUGCAUGCAGGACCAUCAAACCUCACAUAUAGGAACAACUUGGGAUGGUGGUGUGUCGCGUACUAUUACUAGGUCACUGACCUAGUUUUCACUGCACAUAAUAGUAAAUCCUUGUCCGGAUCAUAUCUUGCAUACAGGACUAUCAAACCUCACAUAUAGGAACAACUUGGGACGGUGGUUGGUCCACAUGGGUUGUAAGAACUAACAAUAUAGAAACAACUUGGGACGGUGGUUGGUCCACAUGGGUUGUAAGAACUAACAAUAUGUUUAUUCUUACUGUUCGGACCUGUAUUGUUAGUAUGAAUACCAAUUAUGUGAACUAUAAGUAUGGAUCUGUGUCGUGGCAGAAAGUGAAGAAAUAUAAACUUGAAGCAUGUUCAGUUUUGUAGCGUUAACAUUAGAAUCUCUGUUAACAAGAUGAGAACAAUUAUAUCUACUAUAAGAUCAUUUCAGUGUAUGAACUGUUUAUGUUAACUAUUAUAUUCAUUUUACAGAGUUCACAUUAGUAUAUCUAUCUUAUCAUUAUGAACACAAUGAUUUUGAGAGCUAUGAGUGUGCUAAUUUCACUAUUCACAUUACCCGAUCUUUAUUGUGAAGAGGAAGUUAUUAUUGUACAACAUGAAAUUAAGGCGAGUAUAAAGUAAAGCUGCCAUUACAGAAGCUAUUUUUGAACAAUGGCUGUUUAAUGAUACGAAGUGAAAUAAAACUUUUAUCAUU
Molecule: messenger RNA, 2319 nt
Organism: Gigantopelta aegis
Lineage: Eukaryota; Metazoa; Mollusca; Gastropoda; Neomphalida; Peltospiridae
Product: splicing regulatory glutamine/lysine-rich protein 1-like
Exons: 3
Coding region: 493-864 (123 amino acids)
Source: RefSeq, a predicted model, not a curated record